ACUGUCCAAUAUAAAACGUCCCAAUUUCUCUGGAAAUUUGGUCUGUUUUAACAAGUCUUUCAUUUUAUCUUAUUUUUAGACGCCAAAGAAAGAACAUAAACUUUCCUCUUUCUCUAUUCACGUUUCCUUCAAUUUCCCUCAUUCUCAGGGUUUUAAUAUUCCAGCUCCACUUGGUUGUAUAGUGCAUUUCUAUCCAAGCAAGCUUUUUUAUUGGACUGUUUGAGAUGGCUGAGGAGGGUCACAAGGUUUCCUUGAACGUCUAUGACUUGAGCCAAGGUCUAGCUCGACAGUUGUCUACGACUUUUUUGGGAAAAGCUAUUGAAGGAAUAUGGCAUACAGGAGUGGUGGUCUAUGGUCAUGAAUAUUAUUUUGGAGGUGGUAUACAACAUGCUCCGGCUGGGACAACUCCAUAUGGGACACCUGUUAAAGUUGUAGACCUUGGUGUGACACACGUACCCAAGGAUGUCUUUGAAAUGUAUUUACAAGAGAUAAGCCCUCGGUAUACUGCAGAGGCAUAUAGUUUGCUUACCCACAACUGCAACAAUUUCACCAAUGAGGUCACUCAAUUUUUGGUCGGUGCAACCAUUCCAGACUAUAUUUUGAAUCUUCCUAAUGAGGUCAUGAACAGCCCAAUGGGCGCCCUUAUAAUGCCCAUGAUACAGCAACUGGAAUCAACCUUGAGGGCUAAUGCGGUCCCACAAGCACCUCAGUUCAGACCAUCUACUGUCGCUCCUGCUUCCCAGACGACACUUUCUGGUGGGAAGUCCUCUGGUAGCGGUGCUGAGCAAUCUAGAAAGGCAGAGAGCCAAGAUGAAGAGAAGAAGAAUGCUAAUGUGGCCCCUGCAGUCAAACCUGUGGCAGAGCAAGAGAAGACACCUGCUAAUACCGCUAUGAAAGAUCCUCUUGGCAACGCUAGGAGCAAGGUACAAGAGGAGAUUACCCGUGAAUUUGCUGCAAUCAUGGCAACUGGGACAUUGCGUGCAAGCGAGGCUGCUGCUUUAGCAACUAAGAAAGUUAUGCAACGAUAUGGGGACCUAACUGCUACUAUGAACUAAUGGCAAACAAGUUUUGUCUAUAGAGAAAUUCUUAAAACAUUUCAUCUCUGUUGGAAAAUUAAUAUCCAAUUGGAAUGGUAUGAGAUAGAUUUAUAGGGUGCUAAGUAGAAGGUAUCUUGAAUUGAUGAUUCCGAUUUAAGAUUGUUCCUUGAAAGAGAUACUCAUCUUGUACUCUUUUUGGACCUUAUUUUUAUUUUAUAAGAACCUUUUGUGACGACGA
Lycium barbarum (goji berry) is the source of this 1275-nucleotide messenger RNA. RefSeq lists its product as uncharacterized. The coding region runs from base 225 to 1055 and encodes 276 amino acids. Lineage: Eukaryota; Viridiplantae; Streptophyta; Magnoliopsida; Solanales; Solanaceae. Gene Ontology annotation, biological process: protein modification by small protein removal. Gene Ontology annotation, molecular function: peptidase activity. The record is from RefSeq and is a predicted model, not a curated record. The transcript has 5 exons.